AUGGCUCAAAUGGAGGUCGUAUACCUGACCCAGUACAAAAGUCUCUCGUUGAUUUAUUUAGCAGGAAAAAGGGAGUCGAUCUCUGCUGCUCUGAAACCACAUCUGAGUCCAAAAACAAAGACAAAGAAUAACUUCAUACUGCAAAACCAAGUGUGACGCCUGUCAGGAAACCUUAUAAAUCACAGCAUGAAGAUGGCGGGGGUAUGCCAUAAUAAGGUGUUGGUGUCUCUGCAGGUGUAGGUUACUGCCGGUGUCAGAGACGUGGUGCUCAUCUGAGCUCGACUCCCUCUGGAUCACAAAUGUUGAUCAUCAUCAGUUUGAUUGUUUCUUCAGAAACCACAAAAUCUCUCUGAAUGACCCGCUGAUACAUCCACAGAUAACCCUGCAGAUGACCAGCUUCAGUCAUUUCCCCCUCCACAAAAGCAGCUUUAUGACUUUAUUUACUUUAUGACUUUAUUCUCCUAAAUUUACAACUUUAAUCUCUAAAUCUUAAAAGAAAAAAAAACUGAUAGUAAAAAAAGCGAAAGCUCUUAAUCCUUGAGAGGAUCUUUGUACCUCUUGUUUUGAACCUAAAAUGUCUUUUCCUCUUUUUUAACAUCCAAACUGUAACUUAUAUUCAGAAGGUUUAUCUUUUUAGCGGCUGGUUAAAACAGGAAAUCACUGAUCUUCCAUUUGUUGUUUUAUUUUUUGACAUGAUUUUUCAGACCGUUUGAGGAUCUGCUGGAACGUUAAUAUGAAACUUAAUCCCCUCUCUUUUUCUAAUUUGUCAAUACGGAGGCGGUGGCAUUUUGACCGAUACUGCAGCCUGUCAGUAGGGGGCGAUCUAUAUGUUUUGAUUGUUAUUCUAGUUUAUUUCAUCCCUCUUUUUUUCCUGUUUUCUUUUUUUCAGUUGUUUCAUUUAUUUAGCAUGAUGUUAUGAUCCUGUGGGAUGUCCCAUUGCUGUAAAAUCUGUUCCAUAAAUGCAGGUUGUACUUUAUCAAAUGACCACAAGAUAGCGCCACCAUCCCUUGCAGUGAAACACAACAAGGUUUCCAUCUGCUAAAGCUCAAUGUAGGUCACCUACCGUCAAAACAUUUUCACACUAAUAAACUUAAAGAAUAAAAGAAAGAGUUAUGACUCUUUAAUUCUCAUCCUUGCAUGAUUUCUUUUAUGUCUUUGAUUAGUUGAUUUUUUUUUACAGUAUUUUUACAUCACUAUUCUACAAAGAGGUUGUUGCUGUGUGAAAAACAGUAUUGAUAAAUAUGUUAUUCAUUAAAGGAGCUUCUUGUCUUCAAAAGCCACAGAAGUUUCGCUGACAGACGGGGUGAGCAAGGGAGCGUUUCAAUCUAGAUCAAUAUCUCCAUUUAAUUUCUCACUGUACGUUUAUAUCUUAACCUUUACAAAACCAGGAACAUUCCCACUGAGAUAUAGAAUCUUAACCAUGAGGGAUUUCUGACCAAGGUGAAUAAAAAAAGUUGAAUAAAAUAAGGAGAAAAGGUAAUUCAUAAUCUUUUACUUUUUUUUGUACCUGUCUUUUAUACUGUUCUUGCACUGCUCUAUUUUAGACUAGUUUUUCUAUCUUUAUUUAUUUGUUUUUGUACCCGACAUGAAUGUGUUUGUUUUUUGUACUGCUGCUGUCAACAAUUUUAAUUUCACCACUGAGGGAUGAAUAAAGGAAUAUCUAAUCUAAUCUAAUCUAAUCCAAUCUAAUAUCUAAUCAGUUAUUUUGCAAUCAGUUCAAAUAAGUUGUAUUUCUAUCCAUCUUUUAAUGAAUUUAUUAUCUUCUCUUUAUCCUUUUUCUUAUCAUGACUGAGUCUAUCUACAAACAUCUAUCCACCCAUCUUCAACCAAUCUAUCAUCUUCGUUCCUUCAAUCCAACCAAUCAUUCAUCAACCAUUCCACCAUUUAUUCUCUUUCCAUCAUCAAUUUAUCAAUCAGUCUAACAUCUUUUGUCUGCACCCUUCAUCCAUCAAUCGAUCAACUGUCUUACAUCCUAUGCAUCCAUCAGGCUUUCUUUCCAAACCAAUUAAUAAGAGAUUCAAGAUUCAAGAUUUGUUUAUUUGUCAUGUUCAUGUUAAACAAUGUCAACAGUGCAAUGAAAUGCCCUGGAUGAGAGGACCACUCGACUCAAAGGAGUACAGAUAAAACACAAUAUGCACUGACAGGAAUACAAUAAAAUAAGGAGGCAAAAAUAUUAAAGAUGAAUAAAAGCAUAGGAAAAAUAUUUACAAAGUGCACAAGCGAUGCAGUAAGUGCUGAGUGUGAAUGUAUGGAAUGGAGGAUAAGUCGGUGGCUUAAAUGAAGAAUAAAAAUUGCCAUAUUACACAUGAUAAAUAAUGGUGCUGUAUUGCACAUCACAGAUAAUAUUGCACAGUUAAGUGGGUAAAAUGACUUGAGUUUGGAAAAAUUACUUAACUUUAUACCUUUAAAAGCUUUUUUGAGAGAGAAUACUUAAAUAUUCUUUAAAAAAAUCAAAGGGACUUCGUUUUUUAUCUCAUUUUUGGUGACAGCGAACGUUAAAGAUCCGGUUUCUAAAACUGAAUCGAGUCAAAAUGUGUGAUCGUUGAAUCGAACCGAACCGCCCAUCUCCUGUUGCCAGCGGCGCUCUCUUCCUGAGGUUAGCAUCAGGCUAAUGAAAAGUGCUAACGACACCGAGGAGCCCACCAUUGGCUGUCCCGACUGCCGAGGCUGGCAGGCAGUGGCGACAGGGAAGGACCGGACCGACGGACCUUAUGGUGGAAAUACAGACAGAACUCCUGAGACUCGGACGGAAACGAAGGGAAUAUAAAUUUUAAUGUACAGUUUGGAUUUCCCAAACGGACCUUGAAUCGUCGCUAACGUUCAAUGUUAGCUGGAAGUUUCCGAGUCGAUCCGUGAUGUGGUGACGCGAAGCUAACGUUAGCUGAUGUGCUAAUGAUAGAUGAUCCGAUUCUGCACAUCUUAUAGGAUUUAAUUCAUGAAUUUUUAAAUCUGUUUUGAUAUUUUUAAUAAUGUUCGGUAUAUAUUUAUAAAGAUCUGUAUCAUGUUGUCAACUUUUAUAGGGAAUCUUUAGCCGACCACCUAACUUCGGAUCUGAAAGUAGCGUUAGCUGCCUAGCCGGCUGAAGGCUAACGUCGGUUAGCCGUGACUCCAAGCCAAAGAGCUCUGCUAAAACCAGCUAUGCUACAACUCUUUACACGUCAGCUAACCGUGUCAGAACAUAUCUACCUGUUAUGAGGUUAUUCCUGGAUAACUGAGCUGUAUUUGAGAUGAUGGAUACUUGUUCGUCAUCGCUGAGAUAGACACUUUAUUCCCAAAUCUGAAUUUACAAUUAUCGAAUCUCCAGCAUAUUUAACGCUAGCGUGCUAACGGGGGGGUUAGCCGGCCAAACUUGGAAUCCUGCCCCCUGCUCACUUUCUGUGGGUUUCUCUCUGAGGCCUUUAGGAUCCCUUUUUAUCCUUUUUUUCUGUGCAGCCUUAAUGCAUCCCAGCCCUUGAAUGGAAUUUACAGGCUCUGAUUGACUCUGGAUAUUUGUGGGACAUUAAAUUGGAGUACCUGGACUUUGUUGACUACGAAGGCAUUUGGAAUAACACCAUUUGUCCAAGGUGAGAGGAGGUGUUAACAUGUAGAUGAUGGAGUUUUGUGCGAAACACACUUAAAAACAGGCUGUGUUUGACUGUUUCAACUAUAUAUGCAUGUCAGCGAUGGUCUGAAGUUGCUCUAUGAUCAGACUUUUAACAUAUUUAUAACAAGAUUAAGUGGGUUAGACUGAAUUUAGUCACAGUUUAAUAUGUCAAAUGCACCCGUAUUAGGCUUACAACACAUUGUAGAUUAGGAGAAAACACGAGCACUGAGACAUUUUCUAUCUUUAAUGCCUGUUGGGAUGAGGAUAGGGCUGGGCGAUAUGGUAAGAAGUUAAUCACGAUAUGUAUUUUUAAUAUCGGUCAAUAUUGAUAUAUGUCACAAUAUAAAAAAUGAAAUUUAACAGGGUUUAUUGGUACAUUUUCUUUUGCAAUACAAUAAUUUACUGCAUCUGUUAGGUCUCUGUGUCUCUUUGACGUUUUGUCGUAAGGGGUUGCGUUAGAGAAAGCGGACUGAAUGGUUGGUUCGACGCGGCGCGGACCCGGAGCAACUCCCCUUUUCAUUGGCUGUUUGUAUAGUCUACCAAAACAAGGCAGAAUACUGACUAUCGAAAAGCAUAUUGACUAUGUUUUAUAUCGAUAUCAAGGGAAAUUAAUUUUUGAUGUAUAUCAUUAUCGUUUUAUCGCCCAGCCCUAGAUGAAAAAGACAACCAGAAAUGACACCAUAUGAUUGUGAUGUUUAUUUAUAAAUAAAAACACUGAUACAUAAAGCAUAUUUCAUUACUAUCUCACCCCAGAGUCACCUGAGGUCAGCUGACAGCUUGUUAAACCUUCAUUUGACUGUAUCUAAAUGAUGCAGAAGCCACAGUCUCAAUCUGGCAGCAGGUGAAAUGUACAUGUUGAAUGAGUAAACAAAGAUGGUCUCACAUUUAAUAAAGUUUUAGAUUUAUUGCAAUACAGUAACAUUUUAAUACUUAUAUUGCAGUGCUGGUAAAAGUGCUUUUUUAUGCCUAUAAUUCAUACCUGAUUACCCUCUCAGUCCUUGUUUUAUCACCUUUUCCUCGUGUAAACACGUACUCCCAAAUUUCUCCUACUUGAAGAAGGAUAUUUGAAGCUUAAAUCUUUGUUCGUGUCCUCCUGACUCCAGACCCCGGUUUGUCAUCUUUACUUUUUGAUGUUUGGGAUUUCUGUGCUUAUACUGGACCCACCAUCUGUCACUCCCUCCCAUGGAUGCUGAGUGACCCUCCCCCUCAUAAACAUUGUUGAGCCUGAGUGGCUUGACCUCGAUAAAGAGCGUCGCUUUUGUAUUUUGCUCCUUGUAUGAGUUAAAUAUUCAUAAUCUGAAACAUGUGUUUGUGAGUUUAGUUGAAUAAAAAAGGCAGGUUGUUUUUUUGCCUAGUUAAUUCAAGUGUAACAUCAGGUACGGUGCAGGUUUGAGUGUCGUUGGUGGAAGGUAAAGUGUUGGUGCACUGAAGUGAACACAGAGAUAACAAAUAGGUUUUGGCAUCUCAGGUGAUUCAAAGAAUGAAAUGACGGGAAGCCCGUGCUGCUGCUGCUGCUGCUGCUGAGUUCUUGCUCCACUUGCUCCCAUUUGUAAAUUGUUGUUCCUUGUAUGGAAUGUGAAAUCCAGCUCACAUGAUUCUUGGCUUUUUGUCUAACAGUCUGUCUACAGCACCUAAGCUCCUUGGUGUGGAGGGUGGUUCUAAUUCCCCAGACCUUCCUGCCCAGCUGUUCCUAGAUCUGACGUCACUUAAAGAGCUUCAGACACGGCUAGUUUAGUUGUCUGUGAUUGAUUAAAUGCUUUAGCGAUGUAGGUGAACGGCUGUUUACUCUAGGAAAGCGCUGUGCGGUACAGUAGGACCAAAGCUGGAGUAACAGUUGGUGAGCAGGUCUAGCUGAUUCAGCUCUGCUUUUCCUUCUGCUUCAUUAAUCAGCUGUUUGGAUGGUUUGGUUUCUGAAAAGUACAACAUUUAAGUCACUUUGUUUUAUCGUAAUUCUGACAAAAAAGAAAAUUGAAUUAGUUAGAUUUCUGUUUAAUUAAAGGUGAAAUUAUUUCGAUCAGUGUCCCACAGUGUUUGUGAUUGCAUAUCGAUCACAAACAGAAACAUAUGAAGAGACUCGCUUACAAGCAGACCCAAAAGGUGCAGACUGAAUAGAGCAACGCCUUACGACAAAACGUCAAAGAGACACAAAGACCUCACAGAUGCAGGAGAUUAUGGUGUUGGAAAAGACAUGAGACUAAUAAACACUGUUAGAUUUCAUUUUUAUAUCCUGAUAUUGAUCGAUGUCCACUGAUAUAAAGAAAUAUAUUGUGAUAAACUUUUUCCCAUAUCGAACAGCCCUACUCUGAACAACACAAUCUGCAUUUUUUUUACUUUAAAUACCAUCAAAAAGUAUCAAACUGACAUUCUGCUGCAGGUGUCAAUAUUGUUGUUUUGCUGUUUACAAUUCUAGUAUCAUAACUCUAAUCUGUAGAGCCACAGAUCAUAUAAUAUUUUACUGAUAAUUUAAGGAGAGAUUAUUUCAUUGUUGCUCCAUGUCUUUUUAUGAUUAUAAGUUCAUGUUUUUGGUGCUUUUUUUAGUGACACUGUGUAAUCCCACCAAACCAGAACUCCCAUCAAAGAAGUAUUUUUUGGGGUCCAGAUUGAAUUUUUUCCUAAAUCUGUUUUCCAAAAGUUGCUCCGGAGGUCCAGUGGGAAAAAAUAGAAUUAAUCUAUAUAGUGUUUUAAUCUGCAGGUAUAAAUGUAAACCCACUGACCUUAUAUUUUAGAGUGUACUGUCAUCUUUCCUCUGGUCCUGCUCUGAUUUCUCCAAACCUCUGCUGCAGAUGAUGUGCGAAGUGAUGCCCACCAUCAGCGAGGCCGAAGGGCCCGGCGGGGGAGGCGGCGGUGGUCGUCGCGGCUCCGGCUCUCCUCUACAGUCGGACUCUGAGGGCCACUUUGAGUCGCUGAUGGUGUCCAUGCUGGAGGAGAGGGAUCGUCUUCUGGACACUCUGAGGGAGACUCAGGAGAACCUGGGCCUGACCCAGGGCAAACUGCAUGAAGUCAGCCAUGAAAGGGACUCGCUGCAGAGACAACUGAACACCGCUUUACCACAGGUACGUCACAUCAGGGUUCAUGUAGUCUGUUUUUAAAGAGAACUGGGCUGCAGGGUCGGCCUUUCUGGUCCUGUAUUAUCUGAUGAGAUGAUGGAUAACUGUCCUCCACUCUGGCAGCUCUCAAUUUAACCUUUCUUUAAAAUAGAAUAGAUGUGACAACUUCCCUUUGAGUGUAUUUACUAAAAGUUAUAUUACAUGAACGAGAAACCAAUAAUAUUAAAACUAAAUAUAUGAUGAUUAUAUAACAGGGAAAUGAACCGUCAGAAUUACAUUCCCCAUUAAAUAAAAUUUCUGUAGAAAAAGUCAAUUUUACCGACCAAAUAUGAAACAAGAUUUUUGACAGAAACCUUCUUAUCAGUAAAAAUACAAAGGUUUUUAUAUGCAGUUAUCAUACAUGUUAUAUACAGGUUUUCCUAACAUUUAAGAUCAAUCUCUGUUGAAGAAAAGCACCAUCAGCAGUGUAACACGAAAUCAUGUCAUCAGUUUAAGGAUGAAUUUUACUACCAGAAACAGCUGACACAAAGAGUCAAAAGACCAGGACCUCGGACAGAACCUUGUGGAACACCGUUUGUAAUUUCAUCAAACUGAAUUUACAGCUGAGAAAUGUCCGAGUUCAGAGACUGUAAGAGUGUGUGCUCAUCUCCUGACAGUUGUAGCUGACACACUUGUACAUGCUCUGCUGACGUACAGACACUGUCUCCUGGUUUCCUGCGCUCCUGUCUCUCAUGUCUAUUCAUAGUAAUGUCCAGUUAGUGUCUAAGUUUAACACUGGUGGAUGUUUUUUAAGAGAGACUGUAGAGAUAAAUGUUUGUGUAAAGGAUUAGUCUGUCAGAUAUACUUUAGAAAAAAGUUGUGGUUUUUCCCCAAGUUUAGUAAUUGAGGAAUUUAGUUUUGCACCGUGAACUCCUGAACUUUUAAAAUCUCAACAUGGCAACAUCAAAAGUCAUGUCUUGCAGGAUCUGACCCCAUCCUUUCCUCUUGAGACUUUUUUAAAGUCUGUGUCCCUCAAAAACAGCAGUUCAGUAAAUUCACGUCAGUCUGCUGAUUCACAGGUUUGUCCGUCUCUGUUUGGGAUGCUGACCCCUUCUUCAGAAAGCAGCAAACUUUGUAUUAGGAGGUAAAGGUUAGACCUCACAGGAGAAAAGACUCCGACAUGGCUAAUUUUAAAGGUGCAGAGGUGUGUACACAAAGGUAGACCAGGACCAGGUGGGUUUUCUUUUGGACUUUUGUUUCAGGAGUGGUCUUGUCUGCUUCUUAUCACACUCAUAGUUUGUUUAGAUGUGACUUAACUGCAGUGUGUCAAAGAAGAGGCUGAAGCUCGUAACUGUAAAAUGAAGCUGUUAGGUGGUUCUGAGACCUGCUGUGGUUCUUUCUCUGAUAUUUGCAUAACAAAAUGUGGACAGAGAGCUCUGAUCCAGACUCAGUCCAUCUGCUGCAGGUCCCUGUUUUAUGACUGACUCAUGUUUCUGCCCUCUGGGGUCCUACCUCUAAAACAAAGGGGUCAGGUUUCCAGUUUUUAAUGAUGCAGUAGAGGCUGGUGAUCAUUUAUUUAACGUCGAUAUUGUUUUGGUUGAACAUUCAUCCAGUACAGUGAACUCAGAGAGACGCUUUUAAUCAGGGUUUGUAGUUUCACAUGUUAUUAAACGAUCGGGGGGGAACCAUGUGGCGUGCAGACUGUGAGCGGUCACAGCUAAGAGGAUGACAGAUGACAGAGCCCAGUGCUGAAAGCAGAGAGCUCUGCAGAUUUGGAGAGACCGGAGAAGAGCUCACAAAGCUCUCGCCCUAACAGAUAGUGUUCAAAUAGUUACUAAGACAUGAUGCUGAACAAACUUUGAUCGUACGUUUUCUUGCAGCUGAAAAAAGUCUUAGCGUCCGUUUUCUAACUCUGUCCAAAUCCAAAACACAGAGGUGAGCUCUCAGUCAGCUGUUGUGUUUAUGGAUUCUGUAGUGAAGGCAGCUUUGAAGGUUCUCCUUCAACCACAUCAGGAUUUCAUUUCCUAAACGGACACAGAACUUCAGACUUUCCUUCACAAUAAACACAUUUAGAUUCAUCACAAAUGUUUCGUGUUUACACAAGUUCCUACAGACGUGAAUUUAUGCAAGAGAGGAGAGUUUUUAUCAGACAUGGUUGAGGUCGACGAAUGAUAGCACCAUUUUAUUGUGCUCCUUAUUACAUACGACAGAAUAAGACCUCACUGUCCUCUGAGCGAGUUCCUUUUAUUUCUGUGAAGUUCUCAGGGUAGCUGCACCACAGUAAGUUUGUCCGAUGAGUUAACCUCGACUGGUCCACCGUUUACAGACGGUUUCUGUGUUGAUUGGAUUGAGCGUGAUUCACUGGACUUCAACUUUUUCAACUUUCGCAAAGAAGCAAAUGAAGGGAAUAAAAUUUGUGUGGUUCACAUGUCUGUUUGUGUCGGUCUUUGUUCAGAGUAUUUUCAGGUUGUAGUCAAGGGUUAUCUGCAAUCGACCUUUUUUGACCAUUUGAUAGACAAGUUUCAGACUUUUUUUUCAGUUAUUGUGACCAAAGAAAUCUCAGGAAACAGGAAACUGAAAAUGUUUGUAAAAAUAUGAAGUUACCUUUACUUAAAGCUCGAUUUAUUUACUGUUAAAUUGAACAUUUCUAACAGAACUUGCUGUGUUUGUGAGCUUCUGCUCUUUCUUCAGAAAUGAUUAUUGGUGUUUUUAUUUAUUAAUGGUACAUAGUCGACAGAGCAGAGAUGGUAAAAGCUCUUUUAAUUGUACAAACUCAGAUUGUAGAUAUUAAUCAAAGGAGAGAUUAAAAAAAUCUAGUGAAUCAGAAGAAGCAGAAGAAGCAGGAGCAGUUGACCCUCAGGUUUGUGAGUGAAGUCCCGGUAACCUCGUGUUAACCUGGUGCCAUCUUGACCUGCUUUGUUGGGGUCCGUGGUCAAGUGUCUCAGGCUGGAGUAGGCAGGUAAAGGGAAGGAGGCGUGUUCCUCUUGAAGGCUCCUCCCCCCUGGCGAGAGUCCCCCUGACUGGAAUGCUCCAACAUUCCUCAGUCCUUGCUCACACGUUAACGGCUCAAACUUGAGCGUUUCCCAGCGGGACGCUUCUUCUUAUCUGGUGUUUAGUUUGCCUUUUUUGUGCAACAUUUCUGUAAUUCUGCUCCUGUGGAUGUUUCAGUGACUCACGCUCUCAGUGCAUGCACACGCACACGCACAUGCACACGCAGAGCCAGAGAAUCAUUUCUGCAGUAGAGAGGAAAUCCAGUUUCUGUUCUGACAUGUGCACAGAUGCUUACUUUAAAUUUUUGUUGCAGAGGAGUCCGUUUCUCCCCCGUUACAGUAAAAGCAUGUGAUGUUUUUUUUUUUUUUUUCAAGUAGAAGUGAAAUUCAAGCUGUUUCUGCAAAGAUGUUUGAGAACAUUCAGAAGAAGAAGAAGAAGUGGAAAUGUUUUUGACUCUCUGCUUUUGCUGCAUCCAAAGUUUUCUUUCCCAUUUCUGUAGAAACAGGAACUGCAGUAUUCUUCUCUCUGCUUACUCUCUCAUUUAAAAAUGUCACGUUGAAACCAAGAGAACAGACUCCAUCGUCUCUCAGCUUAUUUUUAAUGUCCUGACUGUCUGUGUGGAAGUUUUCACAUCGAGCAGCAGCAGGUCUGGAGGCUGAGUUUGGGCCCAGCAGCAGUCAGAACUACACAUCUGAUUUUUCUGCAGGACCACAUGUGAGAAAACAUACAAAGGAAAUUCAAAGAGCUGUAAAAAAGUCCAAAUAACCAAAGUUCUCUCAACCUCGCAGUUGAACGGCAAGACAGAGAUUUUCCCAAAUUUGUCAGAGGGUUCUGUUUUAUGUUAAUUCAGAUGGUUGUAAUUAUUCAGAUGUUUGUUUUUACACAUGAUGUCCAGUAAAUGUUCUGAGCGAGAUGCACAGAUUUUUAAAAUCAGGGCAAAUAUGGAGGAAUUGAUUUUUUUAAAAAUACUUGAACUUGCAGUUUCUCAGAUUUUCUAUCAGGCAGGGAUCAACACGUGGGCUCAUUUGAAGUUGGUGUUUUAAGUCUUAAGCAAGUUUUACUGCAAACCAACUGACAGACUGGUGGAGACCCUCAGCUGGAGGCUGCAGACGUAAACCAGGUCUCUGCAGGUCUCUAACCGAACUGACACAAAGACUGAAAGUUUUUACAGAGACUUUUCCCAGACUGUCAGUGACGUCCUUCUCCUCCUUAUCACGUGUUUACUUCUGCUGGAUUGAUUCAGGCCUGGUCAGGGUUAGGGUUCGAGUUCGGGUUAACCAGUGAACAUCUGACAUGCUCACUCUUAUCGAUAAGAACAGAAGAACACAGAGUCUGAAAUAUUAGUCUGCUCUCUUGUUCCACUCUCCAUGGUGUGAGCCUCGCUCUGUAUGUCUGCAGGGAUCAUUGUUCUGAGUCCACGUGUUGAUAUUCAGCGAGUUAAUCAGUUUGUACGCCUCCUUAAGUUCUGCAGCUUUGCAAUCACGCCUGUUAUUUUCACCAUGCAGCUCUGGAAAAUAAAUAAUCUGGGCUGACAGACAUUUGGUCUUAACUUUUAUCAUAUCUAGUUAUAGAAUUGGUGUUUUUUUAUUUCCAAAGAUUCCUUGGAAAAACUGAUAUUAGAGUUUAGCUGAUAUUAGAGUGACUUUGUUUACUACUUUACAUCUCUCUAAGUUUAAAAGUCUGUUUUCAGCAUUUUCCUCGGACACAUAAUACUCCUGCAGAGCUAACAGCCAACGUUUCCGUUCAUAUUUGAGCAGAAACAGGUCAGAGUUUGUCCAACAGGCGACACCACCUCUUCCUCUGAAUCAGCGGUCGGCUUUAAGUUCAUGGAAUAAAGUUAAGACACAGAUAAACAUUGGCGACUGACAUCAUUCAGGGCUUAUUAUUUGCCAACAGGGUGAUAUCUGUCAGCAGGACAAAUGUCAGCCAAUGUUGACGUCAUACUCCAACAUAGACAGCUUUUACAGAGCCACUGUCUUUUUUAGUUAAACCAAAAAUUCAGAUUCAAAGUUCUUUUUUAACCCUGAGCUGUUUUUGAAAACAGAACUUACCUGCUCGUAUCUAAUAAUAACUGUAUCUGGCUUUAAGAGAGCAGAGGUUCAACAGAGGUUGAAGCAUCAUUAGAGCUCCGGCUGAUGAUUUAGUGUGUCAUAUACACACUCACACACACACGUUAUGAUAGUUAGUUUGUGAUUUCUUCUAAAGGAGCGGGUUCAUGGCUCCGACCAAAUCCUGUCUUCUUGUCAGAGGCACAAUGGCGUGGAUUGAGAGCGCAGAGCGGUGAGAUGGAGGGACAAAGAGCGACUUGUUUCACACUGAGACAUGAAAGUGACGGAGUGGUGUCGCCUUUUGACGAGUGAGAUCUGAAUUAGAAACAGACGUAAGAAAAUGACUCGCUCACGGCCGAGCUCCUCCGGUUUGUUCAUCCAGAGAGGAAAACUUAAACAAACUCCUCCUGAUUCUGGUCCAGAUCUUUUAUUUCUGUGGGUUUUUAUCAUUAAACCACUUCGUAUUUAGAGACCGACUAGAUUACAGAAGUUUCCCUUCUGUAAAAAUAACUGAGGCUUUUCUGAACAAAACUCACCUUUGGCCACACGUCAACACCAGCUCCCUUCUCUGUUGUGUUUACUUUUCUACCAGCUGACCAUCGCCUCGCCACAGCUCCGCCUCCUGGUUAAAGUAGUUGGUUAGCUGGUGAAACCCUGAAUACACACGAGGGCGGUGAAGUCCCAGUCAACCGGUCGACUUAUUGGUCGAAACGUGCUGAGUCGACCAAAAUUCUGAUUGGUCGACUCGAUUUUUUUCUGUCAUUUUACAGUCUAUGGUUGACUUAAUCAGGAGGAACGUACCAAGUGUUAAUGGGGGUGUUUUCAGAGCACCCCCGUGUCACAGGUAACAGCCUGUCUCAGAACACCCCCCUUGUUUUCACCAUUUUGGAUUCACCCAACCCGCUGGAGACCGGCUGGAGACAGGAAGAUUGACGAGCGUCCACGUUCAUCAACGUCUGCUGGUUUGCUGAAUAUAAUAUUUAUAUUUAAUUGCCGUCUUGUGCUGAUAUCAGGAUAUUUUCACCACGCCAAGCCGCGUUGUCCCCCACCGUAGAAGGGUUUGUUGUUGGAGUUGGUUUUAAGUCAAUUUUUGGUCGAAAAUUUCAGGGUUUCAGUCGACCAAGAAUUUCUUUGGUUGAUUACAGCCCAAAUAGACACACACACACAGCACUGUUCCGCCCUGUCUGCUCUUUCAGUCCACAGACUGUCUCUCUGACAUUCACAUUUACAGCCAUAACAUAUUGACCACUGCCUCUCUCCAGUCGGUGUCAGACAGCAGGUAAAAAGUGAAUCGUCGAUGUCGUCGUGUUUAAGAGGAAGAAAAAUGGGCGAGAGAACAAAACGCAGUGAUCGGCUUUGACUGUGACCAAACUGUGAAGGUUAGACGACUGAGUCAGAUCAUCUCCAAGAUUAGUUUCUCCGAGGUCAAAGAGAGCCAACAGUUAAGAGUGAUUUUCAUGUGAUAUACUUAAUAGCAGUUAACCAAAUUGAGGAGGAAGUGAGUCAUCCACGGUGAUGUGACUCAGAUGACCUCUUAGCGUUGUUCACCUUCAUAUGAAGAAGUGAGGUGAACAUCACAUAAUGACUGCAAACACCUCAGGUAUUUGCUCCUAUAUGUUCAUUUCCUACAGGCAUAAUCAGUUUGACUAAUAGAUCUAUAGAGAAUAGAAUGGUGUGUAUGUAGAUGCUGCAUUGACUCUAACUUAGACGCUGUGGUCUGUAAAUAUAAAGACAGUGAGGAGGAUGACUGAUGCUUCAGACUGUUAGAUGAACUUCUUCUUCUCUCCCUCUCUGUGUUUGGGCAGCAGUCUCAGCAGCUCUGAAUAGGAGCCAUUGUGGUGUCUAAUUAGUUUUUGACGGUGAGUCCUCCUCCUCCUCCUCCUCCAGGAGAACAGAUGCCCUCUGCAGUGUCCGAUUUCAGCACACGCUGUAAGCUUUUAAGAACAGCUAAAGUCAUUAUGCAGGAGGAAGGCCUAUUGGUUCGAACCCACCUCCAAAUCCAGAACAGUCUGACCAUCAGAUGGUGGAGUGAAGAAAACUAGCUUAAUCUCAAGCCUAUUAAACUGUUGCAAUGUUCUGAUGUGUUGCCAAAUUUUGAGAAUCAGCAGAAGAUCCAGGUCCUCCGAACAGCAGGUCAGACCAAAACAAAGUGUCAGGAGUAAUGAGAGUCUGAGGAAACUUCACAAACACGCAGCUUAAACCGUGGGCAGAGCAAAAACAUCCAGCAGCAUCCUUUAAGAGAACAACACAUGACAUGAUGAGGCUGAACCGUAUUCAGACGUCGUGUUCAAACUCAUUAAGUCCGCUGUCACUCGCCGUUUGUUUUGCAUUCUUGUGCUCCAUGUUGACACAACAGAGAGGAGCCACGCUGUGUUCCUGUUCGCUCCCCUUCAGCAGCAGCAGCAUCAGAGCCGCAGUCAAGUCUGCUCCUCUCAGGCGGCGUUUAACCUACAAGCCUGAAAAUUAGACGACCAAAUUUAAGAGUCAAACCGCUAAUUACUGUUGUUCAUUUUGGAUCUGCAUCGCCUCACAGGAAGGAUUUCCUCCUACAGCAGUGACAUAUAAACGAAUGAACCAAUUUACAUCUAAAAUUUUCUAAAUGAAGAAAGUAUUGAUCUGUGAUGAACUCCAAAGCUUGUUUGUAGUUUUAUAUCGUCUGCACAUGAUGGAGAAAAAGACUACGUAGUUUGAGCAGCAGGUGAGGAAAAUAAAAGUUUUACAGUGAGAGUGAAAUCUUCUUAUCCCCAAAAAUGAUGAAAAAUGUUGCAUCAACUACAGACAUGGUGGCAGCUCAGCUAUCAGCCCACUCACCUGACAUCAUCUUUGUUAAAUGUUUUAAUUAUUUGUUCGGUCUGUUUUUUAAUUUUAAUUUUUAUUAAGCUCCAAAUAAAAACCUCAUGAACCGAGGACAAAGAAGGAAUCCUAACCUGAAUAAAACAGCUAACAUCGGCAUCAGUUCAGUCCCCUGACCCUUUAAACAUCGUCUGUCACUAAAAUCCUCCUGAGAACAUUUUCUUUUAUAGUAAUGCUUUAGUUAGUGUUUUUGUGACCGUCAAAUCAACCUCAAAAAAGAAAGAAAAUAACAGAUAAAUGUGAAAUAACAACUUGAACAGCUGAUGAAAACCUUUGUUUCUUUGGCCAUCAUCAUGUGAAAACCUGUAAUUAAAUUCAUGUAAAAUUUGGUGUUUUAAAUCACUAUUAAUAGAUUUUAGUGCAGUCAGUAGAAUAAAUGCAGAGAGGGGUUUUACUCUGUCAGGGUUCGGGUUCGUAGGUUGUACAUGAUGCAUGUUAUAUGUUUAAUACACAGUGUAGUGAGACAGACUCGUCCAGCAGCACAGACCUCAGCAGUUCUCAGGCUGUAAUUGUGCAUUUAAAAGAAACUGUAAUAUUAUAUUAAAUCAAUCAUAUAAGGGGUCGGGAUGGUAUGAGUUUUGUUGAGUUGGGAACAGGCGAAAGUCCGUCAACACCUCAGAUCUACCAGCACUACAACUGCUGCUGAGAAAUACAGAUGAAGAGCGUCUAUGUAGGAGGUAGAAGGAUAUUAAAGGAGGUGGUGUGAGAGAGCUUCACAGCCGCACAGAAACAGCACAUUGUGGAACUUUCUGGACAUAAUUAAUCAUAAAAGUCUGAAUGUUCUUCCUCUGCUCGUCCCUCCAAAUAAAAACGGUCUGUGAAUUUGUCUGACUUGUGCGCCGAGUUUAGGGUGAUAUUUUCAAUCCUAUAGAAAAACGUUUGGCAGUUUUUCCUCAGAGAAGACCCUGUUGUUUUGUCAGGUUCAGUGUGUUGUUUUAAAAUCGUGGAUUAACAGUAAAGUCAGGUCUAAAUCUGAAACAUCCUGAAUUUGUCCUUUUGUUGUAUUUGUACUCAGUAAAGUUUCGUACAUGCUGCUGUUAGUCCUCAUCUUUCUUGGAAGGAUAAUAAAACAUAAAUAAAUCUCUGAAAAUCUCAGCACACUUCAGUGUUAUCCCUGAAAAGCUCUGUAUGUCCUCUGUGUUUUGGUGUACUGUUCCUUUAAUAGGUUGGCACACAUUUUUGGCCCCCCCCCCCCAUUAAUCCCCUUCCCUGUUCGGAGGCUUAUAGAGGAGCAGCUCAGUCCACUCCCAACCAGCAUGUUGUAGCUCCUCUGAACUGGCUGAGCCUCACACCAGUUCGUCCUGCUGCUGGGAGGACUGGGGUCACGCUCGGCUGCACUCGCAUGUAUAUAAUCUGAUGAUGAGUCUGUCGUAGUUCAUCUGCAUAUUUCAUUCAGUUCAUAUAUUCAGAGAUUAAAAUGAACAUUUGAAUUUAAAGCGUGGUCUUUAUAGACUUUUCAAACAUAGUCGGCGUUAAAGAGGACCCACAGAGAUAAUACGAGCUUACAUAGGGCGCUGCGAUAAUCCCUGAAGUGUUGUGAUGUAAUUUUUUUUGCUACCUACAGACAUUUUGUUUACGUUUAAACCCUUGGUUUUUUUUAAUCUGGAGCUGACUGUGGAGAGGUCUGUGUGUCUGUACGGACAGAGUUAAUGAACAAAAGGAUUAAAACUCUGUCCAGCACAUACACAGCAGCAGAUAUAACCCCAAACUAUGCAUGCAGACGGUGCGUUAGGUUUCCUCAUGUUGUCAUGACGAUCUUGGACAUCAGGUUUUUGGGGUUAUUGUGUGGAGGCAGUUUAAUGAAAAGGUGUCAAUGCAGUCUAAAGUCUACCAGAAGAUUUCAGAGACCUUCAUUUUAGGGGCUGGGCGAUGAACCGAAAAUUUGCAGAUAUUGAAAUCUACAACAAUAACCGACGUCAUUUUGCCCGUGUUAAUAUAUUUGGUGUCCAAAAAAAUAAAUAAAUCAAAGUUAGUUUUGGAUGUGUGUAGGUAGGCUAUGGUCUCAUGUCCCUUUAAGACGCUGUCCUACGUCAGAGACGUGACUCCACCCCAUCCAGUCUGUAACAAAGAGGGAAAGACAGGUGAGGAGAUGGAGGACGGAGAGAAAGUUGGAGCGGCUGAAGUAGACGAAGUUAAAGUGGGGGGGGGGGGUGAGCAGCUUGUGGAGUAGUUAUCGUCCAUUUAUCGUUAUCGAGGUGAACUGAUCAACAUAUCAUGAUAUUGAUUUGAGGCCAUAUUGCCCAGCCCUAAUGGAGAUCCAGAUCUCCUUCUCCAGCAGGACCUGGGACCUGCUCACCGCGCCAUAACUCCCAGAAACUGGUCUGCUGACUUUGGUCUUUCUGUGUUUGAUUGAGUCUGACCUGAACCUCAUUGAGGAUCUCUGCGGUAUCAUGGAGAGAAAGAUGAGACACCAAAGCAACAAUAUCAGAGUAACCUGAGGUCCAGUACCACACCUGCAGACUCAUCACCUCCAUCACACGCCAAGACCUGAGAGCAGAAGUGAACUGAACUUGUUCUUCAGAAUCAUCUGCACUCGUCCAAAUGUUGUUAACCUCUCGUUGUGCUCGUUUUAGUCCUUUUCUAAAGUUUCAGCGCCGUCUUCUUGAACGUCCUCCGUCAGAAGGAGACGGGCAUGUGUGUUUUAUUACAGGACUUUGUUGUGGAUGUGCCCCGUAUAUAAAGUGGGUAGGACCAUCUGUGGGCUGGUUCUGGAUCAGAUUUCCAAACUUUGAACCAACCACAAAGCAGAGGAGGGGUCAUAUUUGUCUGUUUCUGAUCUUUGGUGAAGUUUUACAGACAUGGAGUUAAAUAUAAGACACAUGGAAAUCCCUCCUGUAAUAAUUUAGUGUCUGUGUUUCUUUCAUCCUGGUUAUAUAAGACAGUAGAAACCUCUCGCUCUUUCGUUCUCUCUCUCGGAUGUGUCAGCUCAGCGUGGUCGUUUCCUGCAGCUGAUGAGUCGAGAAAAGAGGGUCAUACACGGCGGACAGAAACCUCGAGAAAUCUCAAGGUUGCUGUACGACUCAACCUCAGCGUCUGCUCUGGAAUGUAGGAAGUAAGCCACUCUGUAAUUACCUCGGGGCCCGCCUCUCGUGAUCCCCGAAGGCCUCUGAUUGGCUGGAAGAAAGUGGAGACCUUGGUCGUAGCCAGUAGCAGACUCCCACUCAUUCCUGUAGCGCAGCAGAAUCUGUGCCAGUCGCUGGAAAAGCUCCGAGGGAAGAGAGAAGAACUGUGGUGGUGACUGAAAGGAACGAUCCGUUCCAGCGGCCCCCCACCCCCAACCCUCUACACACACACACACACACACACACACACACACAACCCAAGAAGGCCUUCCCUCUCAGGGUGUCUGUGCUAGUUUUUGUAGGGCAAAAAAUCAGGAUGGCACAUUCUUCAGGUCCAUCCAUGCAUGUAAUCCCUGAAAGCAAGUGUGUAUGUGUGUGUGUGUGUGUGUGUUUAAGUGUGUGUGUGUGCACGACUGUAUUUGUCUGAAGAGAACCCGAGAGAUGUGUGUAAUGUAAGGUUUGUUCAAACGAGUCUAAGAGAGAAGAAGAAGAAGCUUCCUGGUCGGUUUAACGCCGUUUCUUUAAAUCACCAAAACAACACCGGACCCUGAGGGAUGACCUUUGACUGGUCUUAGUCCAGGGGUUCCCAAACUCUGUCUCACCAAAAUCACCAUGUUUGACGUCCUGACAUACCAACAAGGUCAUGAACAUGUCGUCUCCCUCUUUCUCUGUCAUUUCAGUUAAAGACGCACCUUUUUAGACUUGCUUUUAACUCUGACUAGGUAGUCCUGUACUUAUAGGUUUUUAGCACUUCUACAUACUAUUUUAUUGUAUUAUUUUAUUUUCAUAUUCAUUUUUAUUAUUUCAUCAUUCUUGUAUUAUUCUAUUCUAUUGUAUUAUUUUAUAAUGGUAUUUUUUCUUGUGUUAUUUUAUUGCUUUUAUGUAAAGCACUUUGGGUACCAUUUGGGAUAUUGUAAAGUGCUAUAUAAAUAAAAUUUGAUUGAUUGAUUGAUUGAUUGAUUUCAACUAUGCAAAUACAAAAUAUUACGUCUCAUCUCCGUCUGUCAUUGUCACAUCUACGCCUCGAUAUUACUGGGAUGUUUUCGUUAGAUGCUCUCUCAGGAGGAGGAGGAGGAGUCUUUUUUUAAUGGUUUCACUCUCUUUGUUAAUCUCUUUGUAAAUGUAUCAGGAAGUUUCCACAGUACAAACACAACACAGAGGAAAGAACAGUGCAUACUAAUGAAGAGUUGAGGAGCUUUUACUCACUAGAUCACCUCAACGUCUUGUGGACGCUUUACAAGAAGGCAGGAGUCUGUAUAAGACUAUGUCACCUCCAUUUCCCAGUCCGCUCUGAUCAAAACAAAGAAAAUGGACAUUUAUACAGUAUCUUUGUGUCUUUUUGGAUUAGAAAAGCUCGAAGUACAACAGAGAAGGACAUUAAAAAGAAUAAAAAUGAUCAAAUGUUGGAGGCAGCAGCUCAAUGUUUCUGUUUUUUCUUCUUCUUGCAGGAGUUUGCUGCACUAACAAAAGAGGUGAACGUGUGCCGGGAGCACCUUCUGGAGAAGGAGGAGGAGAUCGCAGAGCUGAAGGCCGAGAGAAACAACACACGGGUUCGUACAAAGUGCUGCCACACACACACACACACACACACACACAGAUUCACACACACUGCAUUACACACUCAGAUAGUUCAUGACCUCCAUGAAACCCUCCUGUUGUUGUGGAAAGUGUAAUUGGCCUGUGCUCUCCUCGUCUGUUUCUGUUUUGGGUAUGAAUGGUUGUCAUAACAGAGUUUCUAUCUUAUAAUCCCAACCUUUGUCACCAGGUCUGGGUGUUUCUAAUCGCUCAGUCAUCAAAAUAUGUCGACCGUUGUGGAUAAUACGUUUCAUUACAAAAAGCUGAUUGUGUUUAGAGAGCAGGAAGAUACCUGAGUCUGCGAGCUGCUGUCAGUCUGCUCUGUCUCUGAUUACCACCUGUUGACUCAUGCAGACCUGCACACAAGUUUUCUAGACUCUUUUAUUGGCAGGUCAGUCGUUUUUAGAAUUUAUUUAUCAUCGCCAAAAAAUCAUCUCAACAAUUCAAAUGCUCUAGAUGUAUCCCAGCUCUAUGAGGCAUGGAAAACAAAUGGUUUUAUUGUGGUAGUACAGAACUCUAAUAUGUGAGAACUUGUACAAAUGUGACAAAAUGUGAAAUGUGUUGUUUCUUGACAUGGAACAGCUGUUCCCACACCUUUAAAAUCGUCUGUUUUUGCCGCUCAAUUCUCCGCCGUUUCUGCUCUACAGCGAGCAGAGUGAAAAGGACGAUGGGCACAGAUGAGACGAUGGUCUUUGUGGUUCCUACUUCCCUUCGCUCUGCUCCACUGAGGCAGAAACACAAACUUAUACUUUAGUCAGGGAGACCUAUGGUUUUAUUUGUCGCAUGUCCACAACAGCAUCAGGAUUUUUCUGCUCUCAUGAAAUCCUGAAACUGAAAUCGUUGGUUUAAAUCCUCGUGUAUCCUUCAAGAUUUGACUUCCUUCUGUGACUCAAAACUGUGAAACGUCCUGAACUGUCAGAUUUGUGACUCACUGCACCUCUUAUAGUCAGACACAUGAAAACAUGUCCACGUUAUCCUGCCCGUGUCAACAGGCUGACACCGAAUAAACGUGUAAUCUCCUCAUAAAAAUACAUGUGAUGUUGGGUUAGUCUGAUUUAAGGAUCGUCCAAUAAUUGGCCCUAAAAAAACAUAUUAGUCGAUCUUUAGUCUGACGGUCUCUGACCUUCUGACCCUGUCCUUUGUGUGUCCAGCUCCUGUUGGAGCAUCUGGAGUGCCUGGUGUCCCGACACGAGCGGAGUCUGAGGAUGACGGUGGUGAAGAGACAGGCUCAGUCUCCAGCAGGAGUGUCGAGUGAGGUGGAGGUCCUCAAAGCCCUAAAGUCACUUUUUGAACACCAUAAAGCCCUCGAUGAGAAGGUAGGACCGAGCGUUUGAGAGCGUGUUGAGGUCUGCUGUCAUGACACCAACAGUCUGAGGUCAUGAAAGAAUCAGGACGGGUGUGUUCAAACCUCUGUCUCUGAUUUCAGGUGAGGGAGCGACUACGUGUUGCCUUGGAAAGAUGCAGCGCAUUGGAGGAACAACUCGCCAUCUCGCACAAAGAAGUAAACAAACACAGCUGAUUACUAACUGAUCAUGUUUUUGUGUGAAGUCUCCAUCUGGACACUCGUAGGAUCCGUCAUUUUUCAGCUUGUUUGUGGUGAUCAUGUGACCUAACCCUAACUUAGUGUAGCUGAGCAUCCUGGACUCGCCGACCUGAACUUAACGACAAAAUAAUAACUAGGACAACUAGCAGCUACGGCCUCAACUCUAUUUUAUGAACACACAAUCUGCCAGAUUACAACAACAAGCGCACUAACAGAUGGUCCAAAAGGGAAGUGCAAAGACAGGACAGUCUGUUGCUUUAGCAUUAGCAUUAGCAUUAGCAAUCCCAGAAGUGUGGAAAUGAUUCAAACCAGAAAGUGAAAACAGUCUGACAGCCAACCUGCAUGUGUAAGAUGAUCGUUGUGGUUGGAUGAUAGCAGCGGAGAUUUAAUACGACAUCUGAAGAGUGGAACUGUCGCGUCGAGGCGGCCUUGUUUUCGCCAGUUUCACAGCAGAGUGUGUCAAACAGAUCACAUGUGACUUUUACAACGAUGAGGUUCAGAUGAAUAAGAUGAAAACAUCUUUGAGUUAUUGAGUUUAUUUUAAUGUUGUAGAAAAACAGUGAGAAGCUUGAUUAUCUGGACAAGAACAAGAAUCACAUCUUAGUGUCUGCAGAAGCUCCGUAUUAAAAAUCUGAUCAGGAUUGGGGUCCAAAAAAAGUCCAAAAAAGUGAUGUCCAUGCUAAAAAAAAAAAAUUUAAACCAAAAAGCAGUAAAAUCCUCAUAAAUCAGAUGCAGCGUGAACGUGGCGUGGACUGACUCUCUGAUCCACAUGUGUGCACAUGCAUGAAAAGAGGAGAAGAGUCCUCCACAGUCCACUGUGGGCUGAAUGGGAUUAAGAUUGACAAAAGGCCCAGAGGAUCUUUGAGGAGUGUCCUAGAUUUCCUCUCUGCUUCAUGCUGCACUCCUCUUUUGUUCCCGGGAAUCCGCCUGGGACCACACACACACGCGCACACCAACACACACCAACACACACACGUCAAAUCAACCACUUGCCAAUUUGCUUUUAUUAGUAACUUCACCUCCUAAGGCAGAGCAGCUUCUUUUCUCUCUCUGUGUUGUUUCUUUCCCUGCUCUGGAGUUUAUUAUAUGCUGCUGCUGCUGCUGCUGAGUAUUCAGAGGAGUUCAGGACCAGAAUAGCUGUGGUUUGAACUCAGGGCUGUGGGCGCUCCAAGCAGCUCGCUCUGCUGCUUUGUGUCCCUGUCAAACACACACAAACACACACACACCAACAGUUUUUGAUGAACCAAAAGGAAAAAAAAAAAGGAGUUAUAGAAGAAAGUAGCUGUCCGUUUUAUUUGAUGGUGAGGGUGGUCAGUGAAUUAAAGGUGUUAAACCGACGGUUGUUUCCUCAGCUGGCUUACCUCAGGGAGCAGAGCAGCCAGAAGAGAGGGCUGGCAGACGGAACCAGCGAGGUCAACCACAACUCUGAAAACACGCCCAGCACUAACGGCAAGGUGAGUCCGCGCAUGUCCGACACAGACACACAGAUACAGGUGCAUCUGUUACCUGUUCACUCCAUUAGACUCAGUUUGAAUGAAGGAAACUGUUGAAGAGAAACAACAAACAAAAUAAUCUCUGAUCACAGAUGAAAUGCUGUGAUGUUGACUAUAGAUGAACCUGCAGGGAAGAGGUUAUUUCACACCGGUCUUAACUCUCAGUUCCUGUUAAUUUGAAGCUCCAUCCAGCCAACUUUGUCCCCAAAACAGACAUGCAGAGAAGUGUCCAUAAAAUCAUCAUUUUUAAACAUUUUUUCUUCCUUUUUUUUACUCAAAUCUCUUUAAUGACUUCAGCCCUAACCAUAAAAAUAAUAAUAAGUACUAAUAUCAAUGUAUCACCCUUUUAUACCAGUUAUUGUGCGCCACGUCGUAAGACUUGUAUUUAUUGAUAAUGUGUGCGUUCUAACCACGUGUGUCUAUUGGAGCAGAAAAACACGCCAUUUUCAUCUUCUUUUCUCGAGCCUCGUCCUCGACCAAAUCAAAUGUGAUCAAAUUCAUUUGUUCAUUUAGAUAAAUUCUCUAUAUAGGCAUAUAAAAUCAGAAUAUAUAUGUAGGAUAAGAAUCACUUUGAGUGCUCAUAGUCCUUUUUUUUCAUUUUGUGUUCAGUUAACUGUAUUUUAAAGACUGGAGGAGGAGGGCAGACUGGACUGUGUCCAGGUUCCUGCUGACAGACAGACAGACAGACAGACCUGCAGUGUGUGUCUGCUGAAGAUAGUAAGACAUCAGUGAUUCAGAGCUGGAGGAGACGCUCAGACUCAUCAGAACUCAGAGAGAUGAUGAGUGAAGGAGGUCUGAUCAGAACUCUGACAGAUAUUUGGUUUUUCAGGGUCAUAGAGGUCUACAGCUGAUUUUUACUCUCGUCUAAAUGAUGUCAGGUGACUCUGAUUUGUGUUUUCUUUCUAUCGUAGCGGUCCUCUGACGGUUCCCUCAGUCAGGAGGAGGAGUCAGGGCUCGGGUUCGGGAAGGUGGGUGAGCUGCAGGACGUGGUGGACCGUCAGACGGCCGAUCUCGGCCAGAUGAAGGAGCGCAUGGCUGCUAUGGCUUCACGCAUCAACGAGCUGGAGGAGGACCUGGACACGGCCAGGAAAGACCUCAUCAAGUCUGAAGACAUGAACACGCGGUUACAGAGAGACCUGAGAGAGGUGAGGAGGACCGGCUUCAUCUCUGAGAUCUCUGUUGGUCAUGUGUCUUCUCUGAAAUCUGAAAGUCAGAGAGUGGAGAUCAUGUUUGGUUUUUGUGUCCACAGUCGAUGGCUCAGAAGGAGGACAUGGAGGAGAGGAUCACCACUCUGGAGAAGCGGUACCUGGCAGCUCAGCGGGAGGCUACCUCCGUCCACGACCUGAACGACAAGCUGGAGAACGAAGUGGCCAACAAGGAGUCCCUCUUAAGACAGGUACGGUCCGCAGUAACACCGUCUCUUCUGUCGUCAGCUCUGUGGGUUAGCUUUUGGAGCAACUUUAACUAGAUCUACUGUUGGAGCGUCUGCUGACAGGAACAGAAACUCUAAAAUGAUGAUAAACAGUUUCCCAAGAAGAUGAACUACAACAGUCAUGACAAAUUCUUCAGGGUUAGGAGAAGAGUUUGAGUUUGAGUUUUUAGUUUACUCAGUCAGUGUCAGAGAUGGACGUAAACUCCUCGUUUUACAGAACUGUUCCUGCCGACAUGUGCAGCUGCUUCGGCUCUUUUUUCAGUGACUCCUGAGUCCAGAACGGCAAAAUUAUCGACCCUAUACCGGGCUAAAAGAACUGGGUCUUGUUUACUCUGACACACACACACGCAUGCUUAGUCUAUGGAGUGAUCAAUAAAUGUUCUGAUCAGGUAUUAAUGUGUGAACAGGGAGCAGCUCUGAGACUUAAGAGAGCUGGUUUCUGUUUUCAGAGGAUGUUCAGGUCCAAAAACGCAGCUGUUCAGUUCUGAGUGUUGAUGAGGAGUUUAAGUCAUCCCGUCCACCAGAACAUCAGGAACACAGAUCCAGUCACUUGUUAAACCAACUCUGAGGGUCUGAGUCCUGGUUGAUUCUGGUCUUGGUUUUGAGUCCUGGUUGGUUCUGGUCUCGGACUCUCAGGGUUUCUGUGCCAGCAGGACUCGCCCUCGGUCCUGGCUCCAGUUUCCAGACCCCUGCUAAUGAAUUCCUCAGUAUUCAGAGUCUGAAUGGGACGCCUCAGAGACACUGGUUUAUUUCUCUGCAUGUCCUCGCUCUGAUGGAGACAUCUCUCUCUCUCCUCUUUUCUCAGGGGUUUUGUCCGUCUUUGUGUCAAUAUGAAUGCUCUCAUCCUGACUUCCUGCCCAGCCCACCCUCACACACAGCCCCCCUCCCUGUCUCCUUUUGUCCCCCUGCCUCCCUUUCCCUGACCAUGGCUUUUAUUCCUCUCUCUCUCUUCACCUCGCGGCGCUCAGUGCGAGCCUGGAGGCCAGGAUGUAGCGCAGACACGUCUUUACCUUUCACGUUAAUGACUGUUUGCUUUUGCUUUGUUUGUCGUAGACGGAGGACAGGAGCCGGCAGCUCCAGGAGAAACUGGAGCUGGCUGAGCAGAAGCUGCAGCAGACCAUCCGCAAGGCCGAGACCCUGCCUGAGGUGGAGGCCGAGUUGGCCCAGAGGGUCGCUGCCCUCACCAAGGUACCGACACCAGCUCUGAAACCUGUCCCUCAUGUCGUUCAAACAUUUAACUGAUUCAGGAGUUUACAGAAAGAUUAAAACAAACAAACAGAAACUAAACAGACUCUCGAAUCCUGACCUAAACCCACAGCAGGCUCCAGUUUCUGUCCGUCUGAAGAGCCUGGAGCUCCAGGAGAGGAAGCUGCUGAGGAAGCCCUUGUUUAUGUUCCUUCAAAUAUCCACACGGACCUAUUUUUAGAGAUUCAGCUCAUGUUUUUAUCCAUUUAUAGUUCCAGUCUUUGUCCCGGACAACACAUGAACCCACACAGGCGAUCCAACACCUUAUUAGUAUCUAAACUGGCUCACAGCGCGUCUUUGUGAGUCAGAACUUUGAGUCUUUCUCUCAUCAGAGACGCCUCCCUGAGAUAUGACGCUGCAGUUCGUCCCGCCUGGUUUGAUCACGUUUGUUUAUGUGAAUGAAAAACGAGGAUUUAAAGUCACACAGUCACAGAAAAAAACAUGUUUAAUCCUGGUUAUUUACCCAGAAUACUUCAGCAGCUAAAAACUGAAGUAAUAUCUUUAAGUGUUGUUGAAUCGUCUGCUUGAAACCGUCUCAUUGUUAACCUGCUGAAGCUCAUGUCUCCAUGUCUCCAUGUCUUUCUGUCCUGCUCUGUUUUUGUCGAUCUCCAUGCUGCCUGUUCCUCCUCAUAGUGUGUUCUGUGUGGCUCUAAAGAAGCUAUCACUCAGAAGAAGGUAGAUCAGUUUCAUUCACAGACAUAAACCCGACCUCCUGGACUCUGGAAAAAUCUGUGUCACUGUUUGAUUCUGUCCCUGAACGUCACCAGGCAGACGAGAAAAAACAAAAACCUCUAAACUGAAGGAGAAUCUGGUUUGUGAAGGAUUUCCUCGGCCCGCCUGGUGAAGUUCAGGGUCAGACUGAAAAUCUAAAAUCGCAGCAGAGCCUGAACCCGGCCCUGACUCCUGACUCGGCCUUCUCUGUCUGCCUGUGUUUGUUGCUUCAUGUGCUGGUGGGCUUUUCCGUUUUUGUUUGGUAUCUAACACAAACAGGAAGUGCCAGCUGAUGUGUUCAAAGACCCGCAGAGACCCUGCCCGUCCGUCAGAGUCCACAGAACUGGGACAGACUGUGCACCGAGAAAAUGUUUCCACCUCUCUUUCAUAAACAAGAGCCGAUAAACUGAGAAAUCCUCCUGAUUCUGUUUAAAACUUGUCUGAUUGCUCAAACGUUGAUGAACUCGUCUUUUAGAAAUCCCGCUCUGAUCUGGUGGUAGAUCUGAAUCCUGGGAAGUCUUUGCUGCUGUAUUUGUUUUAGACUCUGUGGGUCAGAUUGCUUUCGCUUCAUUCAGCUGGUGUGUGGUUUCGCUCUUUAGUUUUUAUCUAGAAUAUUUAGGUUUUGUCGACCCCAUCCUUCUGAAGGACCUCAGAUUAAAAACCUCAAACUGAGUCGAUCUUCGGCCUCAGCGAGGUCCUUCUCCAGGAUGGACGACUAAACGCUCUAGGGGACAGUAAAGACUCUGUGACAACAACAUAACCGAAUAAUCGCACACAUUUGGGUUUAUUCUCACUAAAGGAAUCGAGCGAUUGUUUGAUUUUUACUCCUCUUUCAGGCGGAGGAGCGGCAUGGAAACGUGGAGGAGAGGCUGAGGCAGAUGGAGGCUCAGCUGGAGGAGAAGAACCAGGAACUUCUCAGGGUGAGAAACCUGCUGCGAUUACUCCAGCCCUGCUUCGAAAAUACGGGGCUGUGAAACACAAAUCACCGAUCAGGGAGUGAUCAUGUGACCUUUUGUUUUUUUAUUGUUUUAUCACAUCUAUCUGGUGUGUUCAGCUUCUCUACCUGAACCCAGAAAACAUGACGUGAGACUGCAGCUGGUUCUUUAUCUUCUCUUCAUUUUAGGAUUUAUUAUUGUUUUUUUUUUAAUGGGACAAUUUGCAUUAAUGAACAUUUACAUGUAAAUAUAUGGGAUUAUAGCCGAGCGGCUAAUUUUCAUCCCCAGUCCCAUCAGCAGGUUGGUGUCAAAACAUAAAACCAAACAAACAUCAAUAAUAGGAGUAAAACACACAGAGCGUUUCAGCGACAAUAUAGAUGAAAAUACAAACCAACAAAUUUUUCAUCUUAAAUAUAUAAAAAAAUAAUAUAAAUGGUGUUGUGAUGUUUAGAUUAAUGCAGUUUCAUUCAGCUUUUAAUUAAAUAUUAAUUAUUAUACAUUAAUACUAUUGUCAGUUACAGAUAUCAGUAUAAUAUAUUGCCAUUAUCUUAGUAUUAAAAUGAUAAUAAUAUAUAGAGAAAAUAAAAAUGUAAAGUUACAAAACAAUCCAAUAAAAAUAAUUUAAAUAAAAGGUAGUAAUUAUUCAGUGAGAUACACACUGAUAUAGAAUAUUAUCUAUACAUAUAGUUCACAGACCUGCCUUCUCCUGUUUGUAUAUGAACUAGUCAAUACUUUCCACUUAAAGUUAGUCCACAUUUAGAAGUAUCUCUAACCGGAAAAGAAAAAGAAAACAAAAACAAAACAAAGAUCAAAUAAAUAAAAUAAAGAGUUACCUGAAUUAUAAACAUACAGCCCAAUUAUAGACAGUAACUAACCCUUAAGUGGUGAAUCUGUGAAAGGUAAAUCAUAUCUAUAUUCAAAUAUCUAUAUGUUUUGGUAACGAUCUGGUCUAAUUAGAGCAUUUUCAAAGUCUAAUCUAAGUAAAGUAUAGUACAUUACCUUUGACCUCAGCAGACUCACAGACUCACUAACUCGUUUGUUUGUUUCAUACACCGUUAUAAUGAGUUUACCUUUAACCCGCUGGUCUUCCUGUUUGUUCAGGCGCGGCAGAGAGAGAAGAUGAACGAGGAGCACAACAAGCGUCUGUCAGAGACGGUGGACAAACUCCUCUCAGAGUCCAACGAGAGACUCCAGCUUCACCUCAAAGAGCGGAUGUCCGCUCUGGAGGAUAAGGUGAACACAUGAAUGUGACGCUUCAUGAAUCAGAGAACCGCAGAGAUUAGAGUCAGACCAGUCAGUUCAUCAUUUACAAUAAAUACUUGUCUCUCAGCUGUGUGUGUCCCAUGACUCUGAAAGAGAGAGACUGUUUACUGGAUCUUUAACUCAGUCUCAUGUUUUCACAGAAUUCCCUCAUCAGAGAGCUGGAGCACACCAAGAAGCUGAUCGAGGAGUCUCAUCACGAGAAGGUGAGGGUCAGAUGUACAGGGAUGUUUGAACAUUUCUGUGACACUGGAGGAUGAGUUUAGAGACGAAAAAACUGUCCCCUCAGUAAUCUGUCAUUGUCACAGAAGAGGAAAGACCAAAUAUGGAAAUAAAGACAAGAAUAUUCACCAUGACUGAAAGUCUGCCCUCCACGGUCUGAAGUCCUCACUUAUUUACCCCCAGUUUUCACCGCAUCCAGAACGGCUCCAAUCUGGAAUGGCAGUGAUUUUUGCCAUCCGCCAAUUCCUACUGGAUCCGUUUGUUAGGCGAAUUUCGGAAAGCAGUAAUUGCGAGAAUUCAGAAGACCCACAGAUUCACGUACAAUCGCGUGAUUACAAGUUGUCUCUCUAAAGACAGACACAUAGACAUAUAAGCAGUAGAUUGUGUCCUUCCAGAGGAGGAAAUCUACUUCUAGACUUCUAGAAUCAGCAUCUCCUCAUCCAUGGUGUCAUCAGGGUGAAAUGACGUCUAAAAACCUUUGACUUGUUCGUCUCCGCCCAUUUACAUGGUGUGAAAUACGAUCCUCCUGAAACACGGAGUGUUUUAUUUUGAAAAGAAGCCGGAUGUUUUAUUUUGUGUCUGUGCCCGACUUCCUUUCCAGCACGGGUUAAUCUGUGCUGAAUUUAUCCGCCAUGCUCCGGCGUCUGAAAAAAAUGAACUCUUGCGAUCAGCUGUAGUCCAGCAAUCUGCAGUGGAACGGAAAGAAGUCUGUGGAAAUUGACACGUUAACUUGAAUGGAAACGAUCAGCUGCGAUCGGAGGAUACGACCUUUAGUAGCCAUUGCGGUGAAAAUUGGGGGUUACACAGAAAUUUCUUCUGAAUCGAUUGCUUUUGUCUGGUUAGCCCAGUAAACCAAUCCUGCUUCUGAGUAGAGCUAGGUCCGCCCAAUUCCUUUACGUAUUUACUUUUCCACUGACAAAAUGGACAAAGAAAUACAUCAAUAGAUAAAUAAAUGUGGAAAAAAUGCAGAAAUACAAAAAUUUAACUAAAUAUAAAUUUAACCACCUCUGUGUGUUUGUUCGUGUCUCUUUAGGAGCAGCUCCUGAUCCAGAUCGAGACCAUGAGGGCUGAGAGCGAGCAGGGUCGCAGCAGGAGUAACUCUUUACUACACGGGUAAGAAGACGGUCAUGGAUCCUGGUCCACGGUCUAAACCUCUCCGAGCUCACAGGGUCUUGACCUUUGGUCUCUGUGUGUCUUUGUCGCAGACGCUCUCAGCUGGGCAGCACUCCAGAUUUCAGGUAUCCGGUCUCCGCCUCCUCCAUGAUGGACAGCAACUCCGACCACUAUGGCAGCGCUCUGGUGCUGAGGCGGCCUCAAAAGGGACGCAUGGCGGCGCUGCGGGACGAGCCAUCCAAGGUCGGCGCACACACUGAUGUGGUUUUCAUUUUUAUCAACAGAGCGAGUUUUUUAAAUCAAGUUAGAGGACAAAAAAAAGGCUGAAAUGUGGAGAGUUCAUCAGGGUUUCCUGAAGAUCUUCAAAACCUCUGAAAUUUGAUCUAUAAAGUUCGAGGCCUUAAGAAGUCUAGACUGAUUAAUGUCUAAAUACUGGAUCACGUUUGGCCUUUGACCUCUGAGUGACUGUAUAUUAGAAAAAGUCUUAACUGUCCAAACAGCCUGAAAAUCGUCACUCUCCUCGCUAUCUUUCACCUCCUCUGAAAUCCUUGAAUCCGCUGUCAGGGUCCUGGUGUGUACUUUUUGUGUUUGUGUACUUUUUGUUGUGUACUUUUGUGUACUUGUGUGUGUCUCCUCGCUCCUCCGUCUGCUUCAGUCUGAUGUUGAAGUUCUGUCUGAUGAUUUCCUUCCUCUCUGUUUCUCUCUCUUUGCUUCCACUUUGGACUUCAGCGACAUGUAAGUCAGUGUGAUGAUGGAGAAGAUCCACGUAAAACUUUUGUGUUUUUUAUUCAUGAGAAAUCCUCCUUCCUGCUCUCUUCUCGUCUGCUCUUUCAUCCUCUCCUCUCUCUGCUUCACUUUCUGAAUUCUCUCCACCUCUCCGUCCGUCUCUCACUCGUCUCUUUAUUCCCUCUCUUGAACCCGCGUUGAUGAUCCAGGUUCAGACUCUGAAUGAGCAGGAGUGGGAGCGCAUGCAGCAGGCUAACGUUCUGGCUAACGUGGCCCAGGCCUUUGAGAGCGACAUGGACGCCUCAGACCUGGAGGAGGACCGAGAGACCAUCUUCAGCUCGGUGGACCUGCUGUCCCCUGGUGGUCAGGCGGACGCACAGACCCUCGCCUUAAUGCUGCAGGAGCAGCUGGACGCCAUCAACAAUGAGAUCAGGUAAAAGCGUCUCCACGGUGAUUAGAGCGAGCUCUAAACAACACCCCGCUUUAGUUAACCCUUUGUUUUCCACCGUCCAAUCAGGAUGAUCCAGGAGGAGAAGGAGAGCACCGCCAUCCGGGCGGAGGAGAUCGAGUGCAGGGUGGGCAGCGGGGAGAGUUUAGGAGGACGGUUCAGAUCCAUGAGCUCCCUCCCUCCCUCACUGUGUGCAGGAUCCUCUUUGGGGGGAUCUCCUCCUGGUUCUGGGCACUCCACCCCCAGACGAGUCCCCCGCAGCCCCAACAGAGAACUGGACCGCAUGGGUGUCAUGACCCUGGUAGGACCUUCUCACUUCCAUUGACUCUCCGACCUUCUCCUCAUGAUCUCCUUGACUUGAUUUGUCUUGUUUAGAUCUUCUUCAUGAUGUUGGUUCCAGUUUUUUGAACCUGAGCUCUAUUUCUGACACGAUCAGGGGUUCAGAUAAACUUGAUCAAAGUUUGGACUUCAGCUGACAUCUGCUGAUCAGACGGGGACGUCUGAGAGCAAACAAGCCGGACCAAAGUUUGUCUGCUCUCAGUUCAGGUCUGUCCACCGACAGGCUCUGAAGACAAUAUGGAAAUGAGACUUUUUGAAGCUUUAUUUUAGGACAAGUGGACAACACCAGCUGACAGAGAGUUAUGUCAGGGAGAGACCGACUUUAGUCAGUAUGAAGACUUGUAGAUAUUUGGAUUAGGACAGUAGAAGAGAUGUCAAACUGAGCUGGAACUUUGUUUAGAGGUCUCAAAACUGAAAAGUUUAGUUUACAGUUGGAUAAAUAACAGAAAGAGGCAAAAGUCCACCGACAGAGUUUUCAGUGAAGACAGGGAUCCUCUCAGUUCUGUUGUCAGACUCUCAGAAUAACAAUCUGAGUCUGCUGUCAGAGGAAGAACAAACACUAACAUGAACAUGUUUGGAUAGUUAGAUUUUCCUGCAGGGAUCAUUUUACAGUAAAGUUCGUCUGUUCGGUCUGAAACGAUCAGAUCUUUGAACCCUCAGAAUCAGCAGAAACAGGACUCAGGUUUGAACGGAUCAGAACUCACAGCCGGGUCACGUCUUCUUCUUCUUCUUGUAAUAAUGUCAGUGUUGCUGUUUGUGCUCAUUAGUCCAUUUAGACUCUAAGGACCCCCCUUCACCUUUCUGCGUUAACCUAAUGUUUUGAUUUUUGAUUUGUUUGUGAUCGUCGUACUAACGGUUUGUGUUCAUGUCUGAGUGUAUUUAACCGUGUGUGUGUGUGUGUGUGUGAGUGUAGCAGUAUUGUUAUGACCCCUACAUCAUCCAGAGCUCAGUCACUUACCUUCCAUACGGUGCGACUGGCUUCAGUCCCCCCCCUCAGGCUUAUAGCUAUGCUCCUUACCUGCAGGUAUUUGUCUCUCUCUCUCUCUCUCUCUCUCUUCCUCUCUCCUCUCUCUCUCUCCUCUCUCUCUCUCUCUCUCUCUCUCUCUCUCUCUCUCUCUCUCUCUCUCUCUCUCUCUCUCUCUCUCUCUCUCUCUCUCUCUCUCUCUCUCUCUCUGUCCUCCUGGGUGGGUGCAGCAGCAGCAGCAGUCUGCCUCUGUCUCUUUAAAACGCUCCUUUUCACACACCUGGAUUACCUGCCCUACAGACAUGUCACUGAGAUCUCUGUCUGCAGCUGAACGUGUCGCUGGUUUUACUGCGAGUUCAAUCUCAGGCUGCGUGUGCACGUGGAUUCAGUCUGUCAGUCUGAACAGGAGUGUGGAAGAACUAAGAAUGGAUUACAUAAAUGCAUCAAAAUAGAUAUUAUGAUAGGGCUGGGCGAUAAACCAAAAAUUAUAUACAAAUUUUUGUAUAUUUGGUGUCAAAAAAUAAAUAAAUUCAAAGUUGGUAUUGAAUGAUAUGAUACUGAUUUAAGGCCGUAUCGCCCAGUCCUAUGAUAUGAUAUUGCAAACACACCCGUAGGUGAGAUUUGUGCGUCCAGAAGUCAGUCAUGUUGAUUUUUUUUAAACUAGCACAGCUUAAACAUAAAAAAACAGGUCUGUGUAUCUAACCUGUCGACUUCACCUGGACGGGUCAUUCAUGGAGGGGUGUGUUCAUAUUUGACAGACUUCAGAGUCUCUCUGAUGUGGUGGUGAAGUUUCAGAGAGGAGCCAGUGUUCGAUGGUCUUUAUGAUUUAAAAGCAGAACCGGUCUCAAAUGUUCUUUUAAGUAUUUCCAAUGAACCGACGUCUCUGCAGGUCAACUGUGAGUCUGGGAAACACAGAGCAGACCAUGACAAUGAUAAUGAUGAUAAAAGUAAAAGUUCACGUGACUGUUUGAAGUCGAUUAUCACUAAACAUGUGAGUGAGCGAACAACGACUUUAAAGGGAAACACCACAAAGACGCUGUAACUGACUCCCGAUCCAGCUGAGGUGACUCUGAGCGCCAUCAUACAGGUUCAGGGAUUCGCUCUCAGUCUGGACCCUCCAGGACCCUCCCAGGUUCACAGGUCCACCUCAUUAAAGGGACCCGAACCCUCACAAGCCGUGGAUGGCGACCAAGAGAGUGACGUCCUGUUAUAGGAGGCAGAAAUGAGGUCAGGAGUUCAGACUUUCAGAGGGAGCCGAGACUGUGAGGAGGAGUCAGCUGAGGUGGUUCAGACUUACGAGGAGGAUGUCACCUGGACUCCUCUCUGUGGAGGUGAUCUGGGCACACCCAGCGGGGAGGAGGAGGAGGCCUCGUAGUACACCCAGAGUUUAGAGGAGGGAUUAUAGAUCCCAUCUGGCCCCGAUGCGCCCUGGGAUCCUGCAGGAGGAGCUGGGAAGCUUUUCUGAAAGGAGGUCAUCUGGUUGAGAUUGUGAGCAGAUCUUGGCUGAGUGAAGGAGGAGGUGAUAGGCUGAUCCAUUUUUGACAGUUUUUCUGCUUUUACACGUACCUGAACAUCUUAAUACCUGAGUGGAUACGACUGAUGUGACAGGAAGACCCCGGCUUUAGGUUCCCGUCUGUUUUCAUGAAGAAGAAAAAAACAUCAUGGUCCUUCAGUUCAGUGUUGUCCUUGUUGUUUAUUUAUUUAUCCAUCCGUCUUUGAAAGCAUCAGAAGGAUGAGAAACACAGAAAGCACGAGCGGAGACAAAGAGCUCUUCAGGGUCAUUAAAUUGAAUUUCUGCUCACCCCCUCAAUUUCCUCUUCCUGUUCACUUUUUAUAGCUCUCUAAUCGGCCCCUGCUCCGGCCUCUCUGUGUCAGUUGAGGAAAGGAAAUGAGUGAUUAGGUCUUUUCCUCCUGAGGGCAAAAGAAACUCUUAGAAAUGUGGCACGCUGAUGGUUUAUUUGCUCUGCUAAUGCCAGGUGGGUGAGGAAUGCAGAGCGGGAGAUGAUCUGCUCCGUUUUUAAAGGUGGAGAAUAAUCUGUCCUGAAGAGCCGUGGUCCAUCAACCCUUUACUGAGAGCUGAAUAUCAUAGAAAUCAUUUUAAGAUUAUCUGUAUUAUAUUAUAGUCAAUAAAGGGUGAAUCAGGAGUUUUCUCUCUUUAGUUUCCUUCGUUCUCCUUCAGGCAGCAGCACCCGCCCUCCUCCUCCUCCUCCUCCUCCUCCUCCUCCUCACUCCACCUUCAGUGUGGGUUUUUCUUUUGCAGUGUCUCCUCCCCCCUGGGUGAUGCCGACUGUAUUUCCAAACAUCUGAACUAUUAACCUGACUGUUUCUCCUCUGUGUGUGUUUGUGUGUGUUUGUGUGAUGGUGUUAUAUCAAUAUAUAAAUCUGAUGAUGUCUCUCUCUCUCUCUCUCUCUCUUUCUCUCUCUCUCUCUCUCUCUCUCUCUCUCUCUCUCUCUCUCUCUCUCUCUCUCUCUCUCUCUCUCUCGUGUGUGUUUGUGCAUGGCUUGGUUCUCCUGCUGGUCUGCUCUUCGUCUCACUAACUGCUUCUCUCCUCUCUCCUUUUUUUGCCACGCUUCAGCCUAGUGACCUGCGCAAGCACCGCAGGAAGGUAAACUAGAGAGCUGCUUCACUGGGCUCUGUCAGCUUUAUCCUCAUCAUCCAUUAUAACCCCCCGAAACACAGUCACAGUGUCUCCAUGACAGUUCAACUGAAUAAAGAAAUAAAGAAAUGCCGACGACAGACUCUCAGCAAGAAUCGCUGCCGACCAGAUUAGUGAUAAAGACCAAAACUGUGUCCUUGAGAAGUGGAACUGUGACGCUGAAACUGUCAAAAACAGAAGUCAGAGAUGAGAUGGAAUUAAAGCACAUUAUUAUAAUAAUUAUAAUAAUAAUAAUAAUCUUGAUGUUUUGAACUCAAACUUCCAGGAAGCAUCUUCUCUUUAGCACCACUGGGUUGUUUUUAGUUCUUGGAUCAGUAAUCAGACCAGAAACCGUCUCUGACCGUCAGUCACAAACAGGACCAGGAACAAAAACAUGAAAUUAAACAUGAAAUAUUGUUGUGGUAGAGAGUCGACUUAUUCCCUUUAAAAUGUGUUCAGACAUGUUUCCUGUGUCAGUUUUGAUGCUUUUGCAUCAUUUUGUCUUUAAAUUAAAGUUGCAGCUGAAUUUUCACAGAAGCAUAUUGCAUUUAAUUACAGGAAAAUAAAAGAGGAAACUGUUUUUUUUUGUUUUGUUUUUUGUUUUUUUCUUUGCUGUUUUUCAGACUAAUUUUUUUUCCUCUUCCUUUUUUCAUACAAAUUUUUAUUUUGUUUUUUGUACUUUUUUUUUUCGUCUUUCUGUUUUUCUGACUGUUUUUUUACUGACUAAACGAGAUCCUUUAAAAUCCUGCGAGAAUCUCAUAUAAUCAGAUAACAUUAACCACCAUGGCUGCUCUAAAUCUUAACUUUGACCACCAUGACUACGGGGUCAAUGAGAGUAAAGCAUGUUAUUAGUUAAACACACGAUAUGUAAAUCCUGAGGUAAGGUCGACAAACUUAUGUCGAUUCCAUCGCUCUGAGUUAAAGAAAGGAGGAUCUCCAAGUGUCUCAAACCCUAAAGAAAGUCAAACUUGAUAAAACUAAACAAGUGAUUCAUGUUUGCUUCCAGUAAAUCGAGCAGAGGAGGAGGAAAGUGGAAAAACAAUUAGUCUGAGAAACAAAACAAAACUUUCCGAAAAACAAAAAGAAAUAGAAUUAGUCUUCAAACAGACCUCCUUUUAUUUGUGAAUGCAGUAAACUUCUGUAUCAUUUUAUUCCCUGUAAAGUUCCUUAUUUUCUCGUUAUGUUUGUAGAGAUUCUGCAGAGUUACUCUUAGAUCUUUGAGAGUUGUUGCUGCAGCCCUUCAUGCUAAAAAAGUGGUGGUACAGUCCACAGCAGACCAGAGCCCAGUCAGAUGUGAUCAUGAUUGUGUCAUUUUGAUAUGAAUGAAAAGAAAAGUUUCCUGAUUAAAGAGGUUUUUUUUGUCACACAGUCGGCUCAGGACGACAAGGCCACCAUCCGCUGCGAGACGUCGCCCCCCACUACUCCACGCUCGAUGCGCUUGAACAGGGAGGGUCAUACGGCGAGCCACGAGGACAUCCGAGACAUUCGAGGGUAAGACGGACAAGUGUGGUGAGGACAGACUCCCGCUGUGGUCUGUUUGUGAACCUGCAGUUGACUCUGAUUGUCGGAGCUUUAGCCGAUGAGUGAAUAAGCCCCUUAAUUCAGUAAUUGAUCAGUAAUUGAUCAGUUUGACAGGAAAGUUUCAGGUUUCAGAUUAUAGAAAUUGUCUUAGUUUAAUUGGCUUUCUCUGUCGCUCUAUUAUUGGUUUAAAAGUUUUCAAAACAACAAAGACGCUUCUAUGUCGCUGAUUUCUCUCUCUGACCUCUGACCUCUGACCCUGCCGUCCCACAGCCUGGCCGGCCUGCAGGACGGUCAGGGCAGUAACCCCAGCAGCAGCAACAGCAGUCAGGACUCGCUCAAUAAAGCGGCGAAGAAGAAGAGCAUCAAGUCUUCGAUCGGACGCCUCUUUGGGAAGAAGGAGAAGGGCCGGCCCAGUAUUCCCAGCAAAGACUCUCCCAGUCAGGGUCAGACACUCCCACAGUUUUCAUAUUUCACUGUAAAGACGGGUCACUGCUCCCUGUCAGGUCUGUAAACUGAGUCUCUGUGUUUGUUUGAAGCUGGGACUCCUGAGGCAGAGAGCUCUCCCAAAGACGGUUUAGGGAUGGGAACCCUCGGAGGUCCGGCAGAGAAGAACCGGAAGCUGCAGAAGAAGUAAGCGUCCUCGUCCCCGUCCCAACAGUCCCGCUCACUCACUCCUCUUUGUCUCCACAGUCUCCAACCUUAAAGCUGAUGUCUGAAUACACUGCUGUUGUGUUAAUAAUGUAGACGUCCUUUUAUCGUGGACACUCACGCUCACUCCACCAGGCUCAUCCUGCUUCCACUCCACACCCGAUAUUUUCCACCGCCUCACUCUGUGAUGAUUUUUCCCUCCAGUCUGAGUUCAUGCCAACACACCACCAUGUUAUUUUGCUCUUAAAUGACCAUCAGUUCAUUCUUUCUCUUAUUGUUUUUCCAACCCCCCUCUUCUUCUUCUUCUUCUGUUGUUAUUUUCGUCAUCCCCCUCUCAUUCUCUGUGUAGUCCAAAGACAGGGUAAGUCAUUCACGUUGCUUUGUUUUUUUUUUUGUGGUUGCUUUGCCUUAUCUUCUUCUUCUUCUUCCCACACUUGGCUUCAUGUCCACCUCACCUCUAGCUCUGACGACCCCAAACAAAACUGUCCAACCUCCCGAUGUCUGACGGCUUUUCCAUGCUGCUCUUUACCCUGCUUUCCACAGCGGAGCUUAACUAACAGGAAUGUGUGUGUGCUGAUUUUUAGUGAGUGACACAUUUUCCUAUCGGAGCAUGAAGCGAUGCACUGCAACUCCGGGAAAAAACAAAAACUAUAGUUCAUGGAGGAGUUUAGCUGCUUCAUUUCGCUGCAUUUUGUUUGUUGUUAAAAACAUUAAAUGUGCUUCAGUGGAGUCAUCGACCGUGUCGUUUUGAAGAACACGCUCCAUCUGUUUACCUCCCAAACUCCAGGAUGGGCUUGUUCUUUAGCAGUGACGUCUGGCCCACAGCUCCAUCUAGUGGCCGACUGCUUCCUCUCUUAUUUUUUUAAGCAUAGACAUCCAUGAAGUGUGAGGGAUCCUUUGCUGAAUGGCAUCGCUCCUUCAUCACAAACCGGGAAUGUGCAUGAAAUGGAUGUUGACGUUUUUAAAGCCAUCACAAAGUUUCCCUAAAGUUCUCUCCUCUGUGCAUGUGAUCAUGUUCUGAGGAAUGCUGUAAUAUUUCAGUCAGAUCUGAGCGGACUCUCACAGCACUGGUUCUGGGAGAAAACUCCUCAAACUUCAUCUCCUCAAACCUGGAUCAGGGUGGUCAGGGUUUGAAAAGUCUAAAACUGUCUCUAAAGCGGUCUGGUCUCUCCAGGCCGGUGUUUGGAUUUCCAUGUUUCACUGAAAACUUCCUAAACCAGCAUGUUUCUAUCGGAUCCUUCCAGGGUUUCAGUCUCUCUGUUUUCUCUCAAACUCCUGCUCUCUGUUCGAGCGUGCAUGUGUGUCCGUGUCCUGGGUUUGUUCAUCUGUGUGCUCCGAGGGUGGAUUUGACUGGGUGCACACUGAAACGUUGUGUCUGUUUGUGUUUAAUCCUGUUUGCAUGAAUCUGAAUAAAUGUGCGUUUUUGUGUCUCAGGCAUGAACUCCUGGAGGAGGCUCGCAGGCAGGGCCUGCCGUUCGCCCAGUGGGACGGACCGACUGUGGUGGUUUGGUUGGAGGUACGACAGACACAGUGAUUUCAGUAACUCCGACAUGAUAUAUACUUCAGAUUUUAGUUUGAGAGUUGGAUCAGAGUAACCCCCAAUUUCCAGCGCCAAUCCCUGUUUGUGAGGCGGAUUUCAGGGUGGAUUUCAGACAGAGGGAAUCGGGAAAACUUAGAAGAACCUGCAAAUUCAUGUUCAAUCUCACGAUAACGAGUUGUCUCUAUAAAGACAGACACAUAGACAUAUAAGCAGUAGAUUGUGUCCUUCCAGAGGAGGAAAUCUACUUCUAGACUUCUAGAAUCAGCAUCUCCUCAUCCAUGGUGUCAUCGGGGUGAAAUGACGUCUAAAAACCUUUCACUUGUUCGUCUCCGCCCGUUUGCAUGGUGUGAAAUACGAGUGUUUUAUUUUGAAAAGAAGCCGGAUGUUUUAUUUUGUGUCUGUGCCCGACUUCCUUUCCAGCACGGGUUAAUCUGUGCUGAAUUUAUCCGCCAUGCUCCGGCGUCCAGAAAAAAUAGAACUCUUGUGAUCAGCUGAGGAGUCCGGCGAUCCUCAGAGGAACGGAAAGAAGUCGGUGUAAAUUAAGUUAUGCAUCAGAUUUCAUAAAGCGCUUUAUCAGAGACCCUCAAAGCGUUUUACAUUGGAGACAUCAUUCAUUCAUUGCUGCUCUGGGGCAGAGUGACGGAAACAUGGCGGCCAUUUCGCGCCUACGGCCUCUUCGACCAACACCACUCAACACUCACAAUCACACACCAGUGGAGGACACACACUGGGAACAAGGUGGGUUAAGUGUCAAGAACACGACGGACAGACUUGGGAUGGGCGGAAUCGAACCGCCAAUCUUCCAGUUAUCAGGCGACCGCUCUACCUCCUAAACGAAAUGUGACACAUUGACUAGAAUGGAAAUGAUCAGCUGUGAUCGGCGCCGAUGGCCUUUUCGCCAUUGUACUGGAUGUGGUGGAAAUUGGGGGUUAGAUCCAAAGACUCCACAUGUGUAAUACAUUCAUCCUCUUUGUCUGACGUCACUCUCUCACCUCUCCAGCUGUGGGUGGGCAUGCCGGCCUGGUACGUGGCUGCAUGCCGCGCUAACGUGAAGAGCGGCGCCAUCAUGUCGGCGUUAUCCGACACAGAGAUCCAAAGAGAGAUCGGCAUCAGUAACCCGCUACACCGACUGAAACUCCGCCUCGCCAUCCAGGAAAUCAUGUCCCUCACCAGCCCGUCGGCCCCGCCCACUUCAAGAACGGUAAUCAGCUGUUUUUAAUUUUCGAGCUCUAACGUCUCCUGAGCUUCAUUAACCUUUGACCUCCUCACAAACUUCACAUGAACUAAUAAAGAGAAACAGAGCGACUGAAUCUUCUCUAACCGUGAUUAACAAUCAUCUCCUCUUCUUCUUCUGCUGUCUCUGUCCUUCGUCACUCCUCACACACUUCUCUCACUUCUGAUUGGGGGCGGGGGUGUCACAUGAUCAGACCACAGGAAACGUUUGGGUCACACAUGAAGAGAUGGAAAGUUUGGCAGCCACACCUCCCACGGUUAGUCCACUCUGAUUGGCUGCUGCUUCUCUGGUGACGUUUUGAGGCUCGUUUCAAGUUGCCUUAAAGACGCUCGGACUUUUCUCCACCGCACUGCAUGAUGGGAGUUUUUAACGUCACGGUCCGGGUUCAGUCUAAGAUGGCAGCUUGAAACGCAGACUCUUUCUUUUGGUAGUUUGUGAUUUUUCCACCAUCCCUCCCUGUUUUUCUGUGGUCAGUCUCGUCCCCUCCUCUUCUGUUUUUGUGUCGUUUAGUCGAUCAGGAGAAGAUCACAUGACUUUGAACCUGCUUCAGUCUGGAUAAGAAACAUUUGAGUCCAAUUAAAGAAGUUAUUUUGUCCUCGUCCCCGACUCCUUCUGUCUGUUAAGUUCUUUCUUUGACUCCCUGUCUGAUAACCCCAUCAUGACUUUGUUUCGCUUGUUUCUUGUUUUAAUUUAGUAUUUUUUUUUUCCACGUUGAGCUGCUCUAACCUGCACUGCUGCCUCACUAACCCCUCACCUUUCUGUUCUUCUCACCAUGCUCACUCUAACCAUGCUAACACCAGGAGGAUGACGAGGGUAGCUGGGCACAGGUUUGCACACGUUCACUAAAAACUCAUCUGUAGUUCUCUGUUCGAAUGGAGCGGCUGUGGAUCAGUGAGAGUCAGAGGGUUAGAGGUCAGAACCCGAGUCAAAGUGUCCACAUGCAGAUAUAUUCUUAUGGUGGUUUACAUGUCGGCCUCUGUAUGAAAGGGUGAAUAUGACGUUAAAUCAAAGUGCUCUGAGGUUAAAGGUCCAGAGAGAGGAGUUAUAUAAACACAGAUUAUUUUUACAUUUAGUCCAUUUUAAUCCAAGAGGAACAAAAAACUGUCUUUUGUGUUAUAUCUCGGUUUCAUCAAAACUCCCACAACUUUACCACAACGUCAGAGUUCAGAGUUCAAGUAUUCUCCGAUGUGCAGGGUUCCUACCCAAGUAUGGAAUUAAUUUGAUUAAUCUCCAGGUCUUAAAAAGUACAGAAAAUUAAAAAUAAAGUAUGGAAAAAUAUUUCUGUUUCCAGACUAUUACCACAGUUUUUAAAUGCUGUUAAUACUAAAAUAGAAAAGUUGUUUUUUCCAAAAAUGAUUUUAAAAUGUGGGCUAUGGAAAGUUUGGAAAUUCCAACUGUGUAGGACCCCUGCAGUGGGAGAAGGUCAGAUUUAUCCAGCAGAACUCUGUAACUCUGUCUGAUCAAUAACAGGUUAUUUAUUAGACAAGGUUCCUUAAUGGUUUUUAAAAAAAAAAGGGACACCGGUGGUCGAGUUGUCUAAGCGCCCCCCGCCCCCCACCUGUUUAAUUUCCUGUCCUGACCUCUAACACACGUCUUCUCCCAAACUCUACUCCACACAUUUCCUGUCUCCUGUUUUAUAAAGUAAAAAUAUAUAUAUAUAUAUCAUAUAAAAUUUACUUAAAAACUUCUCAGUUUGGCCUAAAGAAUAGUUUUCUAUAUUACUGUUCUUGUUCUUUUUCUCAACGUCUCACUUAAACCAGUGAGUAUGAACUAAACUUCCACUGAAUCAUUUCUUUAUAACUGGAUGAGAUUCUCGAUUUAUCACGUGUGUAAGAUCGUCAUUUAUCCUUGUAGAUGUCCUAUAGAUACGGUUUUCUAGAUGUGUUUAUGAUGUAUUUUAACUGCUGGGUUUACAUCAAGUUACCAAACUAUCUAUAGACAGACAGACAGACAGACAGACAGACAGAAGUCAGUUCAUUAGAACAGUGAAGAGAUGAAACGUUCUCUCUGUGUUCAUGUCACCGUCUCACUGCUCAAGUUCACUCGUUCAGAACGGAGUAUUCAGAGAUUUGAGGGGGUUUCUUCUGCAGCAGAAUGAUUUUCCCUGAUUUCUGAUACUAAAUAUGACGACGGAGUGUUUGGAGCAGAGACAGAAACUGCGAAUGGAAAUCCUGAAUAUGGGAACAGUAGAAAAUACGACAAGGAAGAAUAAAAUCACUACAAAAUAAAGUAAAUAAACUGGAAAUGGAAACCUCAAAAAAACUGACAAAACAGUUCAUUUCCUGGUUAUUACCUGGAGAGUAUAAAUAAGGUUCUAACUCAAUAAUAUAUGUGUAAUAUGUCUGUGUAUUAAAACCAGAAAUGAUCAGAGAGUGACACAAAGAGAGUCAGAUUUUUGUCAUUUUAGAUUUUUCACAUUGAGGGUCGAGGUCUAAAAAAGUGAAGGACAGUCUGCUCUGAGGGUUUCUUUGUAUUCCUGCUCACUGCUGCUGAAAAUUCACCUUUUUCUAGUAGAAAUGGUUUAACUCUCAGAUGUCAGAGAUAGAUGUUGAAGGUUCAGAUUUCAGUGGAGAUGUUUUUUUGCUCCUGGUUGAGUCGUUUCCUCCCUGCCUGCAGACUUUGGCGUACGGAGACAUGAACCACGAGUGGAUCGGGAACGAGUGGCUGCCCAGCUUGGGUCUGCCUCAGUACCGCUCCUACUUCAUGGAGUCCCUGGUGGACGCCCGCAUGCUGGACCACCUCACCAAGAAGGACCUCAGGGGGCAGCUGAAGAUGGUGGACAGUUUCCACAGGUAAAUGCUGCGAGGACAGGAACCUGAAACUCUCUCUGAACACGAUCAGGAGCAGCAGAGGGUCUGAUAAUCGAUUCAUGUCUGUGUGUUUGUGAAACAGGAACAGCUUCCAGUGUGGAGUGAUGUGUCUGCGGAGGCUGAACUACGACAGGAAGGAGCUGGAGAGGAGGAGAGAGGCGUCUCAGGUGGAGCUAACAGGUGAGAGAAAACAGGUCAUCAUUGAAAGAAGUUCUUCCUCUGGUCUGAUGAGACUCACAGACGUCAUUUUGUCGUCGCAGAGGUCCUGGUGUGGACGAACGAGCGCGUGAUCAGCUGGGUUCAGGCCAUCGGGCUGAAGGAGUACAGCGCAAACCUUUACGAGAGCGGAGUGCACGGAGCUCUCUUCGCUUUAGAUGAAACCUUCGACCACAACACGCUGGCCCUCCUGCUGCAGAUCCCCACCCAGAACACUCAGGUGAGCACGACCGACACACUGAAGAGUCUUCUGCUCACAUCAGAUAUCGAAACUCGUGAUCGUCUUCUUUGACAAACCCUCGUCUGCUCAGGAGGACCGUUUGGACUCAUGAUGAGUCCUGGAAGUUCUCCUCUGUGGUUCAGUAACAGUCUGUUCUUGUUUCUCUCCUCUAGGCCCGAGCAACUCUAGAGCGUGAAUACAACAGUCUGCUGGCCCUCGGCACAGACCGGAGGAUGGAGGAGGUGACAAAAACACACACACACACUCACAGACACUCAAACACACACGGAGAAGUAAACCAACACUCCUCCGAUCUUUCCUCCAGGACGACGAUAAGAACUUCCGGCGAGCGCCCUCAUGGAGGAAGAAGUUCAGGCCCAAAGACAUGAGGGGGAUGCCGCUGGGCGCGUCCGACACCCUGCCCGCCAACUUCAGAGUGACCAGCAGCAGCGCAGCUUCGUCUCCCUCCACGCAGCCAAAGAGGAGCCCGAUGGACGGUAAGCAGGAGAGAGACGGAGACGUGAGCAUGAGUGUGUUAGCGCCUGAUCGGCUCUGAUCUGAUGACGACGGCUCUCUGAAACGGCCCAGACUCUGAGUUUACACCUGAUAUCAACAUGGAUCCUCAGAUUCAACGUUACUGACCAGACCUGACUCUCCUGCUGCAGGCUGGAUCAUCAGUUCAUGAUCGCAGACAUAUUGAUCCGUGUUAGAUUUACGUAUCACACUGGGAUGUUUCCCUGGACUAUAAUCUCGAUGUGAUGUGAUACAUUCGGGUGAAACCGUCAUGCUCCUGCACGUGUGUGAGGAGCCGUACCGUGCUGAGGUCCACCUCCUCUAACCGUGUCAGGGUUCAAGAAGCGUACCGUGGAUUUACACUGCCCAAUAAAGACUUUAGUCAAGUCAAGUUUAUUUGUAUAGCACAUUUCAGCAGCAGGGCAAUUCAAGGUGCUUUACAUGAAACAAGCAGGCAAAACAUUCAACACAAUUUAAAAAGUAAAAACAGCGUAAAAGACAUUUAACAGAUUAAAAGUUACAUUCAAAGCUAAAGUAAGAUUGGAGAGAUAGGAAAAAAAGAUCAAGACAGGCAGAUGAUGAAGAUGUUGAUUAGGGGUCAUUACAGGUCAGACCAGAGUGUCAGAGUACAGUAUUGCCUAAUCCUGUGUUGAGAUGGGUGCAGCUCAUCGAUGUGAUGAUGCAUCGUGAUGCUUCAUGUAGUGAUUUGGCAUCGAUUAAUUAACGUUGAUGAUUAAAAUAAAUAAAUAGAUAAUCAUGUCGAUGCUUUACCACUAGGCCGAAACAAUAAAACACAUAACAGAGCAGCAGAGCGGCAGAUUCUCUCGCCACCGGGGACAAACUGACUGAAACCAUGUGGAAUUUUAUGAGCGAGCGAACAAGACGACUGACAAGACCUACGCGAUUUAAAAUAAAGUACCUCAGCAACAACACCACAAACAUGAGGCAGCACCCUGACCGCUCUUUCCCCCAAACAGAGAAGGCUCCUGCAGUCGUGUCGCCACACAGAGGACCAUUCUGGAGACUGUCAAAUGUUCAAAAAACCUUAUCAUUUACUUAUUGAGUGUAGUUUUAGAGGAAUUGAGUUAAUUGAUCAGCUAUUUAUUUACAAAUGUAACCACAGAUGAAGACUUCUUGUUAGGGAAAAAAAACAUUUAAAAAUGGAAAUAAUCGACGAAUUUUGGCACCAAUAAUCGAAUCGAUAAUCAUUAUAAUCUGAGAAUCGAAGCUCCCAUAAUCGAAUCGGAUCAUGAGGUAUCCUUGUUGGAACACCCUUAGUCCUAAGCGUGGUCAUAUUCCCGCCUCCCUCUCAGGACGGACAGGGAAGACUUGACACUGUGAGGGUAAUUUGUGAACAAGCAGCUUUGGAGCUUCAUGAAGAAGAUCGAGCUUCUCAGUGUGGACACAAAAAUAGAUCCUCAGAGUCCUUCAGUGUUCAGCGGUGAUCUGGUCAUGUGCGUGUUGAUAUCAGGAGUAAACAGCCCCUCCCCCUCUGUUCUUCUUGAAUGGCUUUGCUGCUCUGCUGUUGACCGUGAUGCUGCUGUGACUAAUGGCAUGUCUCUGCAUGUGAUUUUUGCCAACAUGGACACACAGGAAGUCAGUCUAUACAGAGGCUGGACACUGCCACAGUCAGGACCUACUCUUGUUAA
Molecule: messenger RNA, 44556 nt
Organism: Xyrichtys novacula (pearly razorfish)
Lineage: Eukaryota; Metazoa; Chordata; Actinopteri; Labriformes; Labridae
Source: the annotation of a GenBank genome assembly